AUGGCGGGUAAUAAAGAGGUCAGCUUCUCACCUCGUGAGAUGGAGGUUCUCGCCCUCGCCUGGCAGUGUAUGGAGACGCAGCCCAAGAUCGACAUGCACAAAUUGGCUUCCCUGACCGGUUACACUGUUGGCUCCGCCGGCGUCACGUUAGGCAAGAUUAAGACCAAGAUCAAGCUCCUCGGCGAGUCCCUCUCUACAGACAGUCCCACCACCCCCAAGAAAGCCGGAGGUCCGGGUCGCAGCAAGGCUACGUCUACUCCAACUUCUACCCCUAAGAAGCGUGGUCCCCCUGCCUCUUCCAGUACACCCGCCAAGCGUGCCCGGAAGGGCGCCUGUCAGCCAACUUCAUCGCCCUCCGAGGACGUUUCGGCAGCCGAUGACGACGGCGACGAUGACGAAGACUUUGGUGAUCUGGGCGACAAGAAGGUCAAGGUCAAGAAGGAGGAACCGAGCUUCGAGCAAGGUUCUGGUUUCCUUGAUAACGGUAGUGGUGGCGCAAGCUACGGUUUCCUCGAGGGCAUUGAGACAUUCGGUGGUGGUGUUGGUGGAGGCAGGAGUGCAGCUACUGGAUACAGGAAGUCGGUCGCCUAA
This is a messenger RNA of Alternaria postmessia, 591 nucleotides long. RefSeq lists its product as uncharacterized. Bases 1 to 591 code for a protein of 196 amino acids. The transcript has 2 exons. Lineage: Eukaryota; Fungi; Ascomycota; Dothideomycetes; Pleosporales; Pleosporaceae. The record is from RefSeq and is a predicted model, not a curated record.